This is a messenger RNA of Camellia sinensis, 2094 nucleotides long. NCBI's taxonomy places the organism in Eukaryota, Viridiplantae, Streptophyta, Magnoliopsida, Ericales, Theaceae. The record is from RefSeq and is a predicted model, not a curated record.
AUGGAGGAGGAGAGGGAAUCAGGCGGAGAGGUUGCACAUUCUCAAAAGGCGAUUUUCUCCCCGAAGAAUCGUUUCAAAGCUGGGCAACUACGGGAAGGCUCUGAAGCAAACUCCGGCGAGGCUGAUGGACGAGCGCUGGAAUCUACGUCCUCACCGGACUUGAGGCCAAAACCGUUGCUGGACCUGCCGUCGUCUUGUCCUACGUGGUCUCCGGCGUCUCCGCCUUGCUUUCUGUUUUUCUGUUACACUGAGUUCGCCGUGGAGAUUCCUGUUGCAGGUGGUUCAUUCGCCUACGUAAGAGUAGAACUCGGCGACUUCGUAGCCUUCAUAGCAGCCGGUAACAUCCUCCUCGAAUACGUGAUCAGUGGCGCCGCCGUAGCCCGUUCAUGGACCUCAUACUUCGCCACCCUCUGCAAUAAAAAACCCGAAAACUUCCGCAUCCACGCCCACGGCCUCGCCAAAGGCUACAACGAGCUCGACCCCAUCGCCAUUGGCGUCCUCAUCGUCAUCGGCAUCAUCACUGUCGUCAGCACCAAAGCCUCUUCUCGCCUCAACAAGUUUGCUUCCAUCGUCCACAUCAUUGUCAUUGUCUUCAUCAUCAUUGCCGGUCUCAUCAAAGCUGAUACGAAGAAUUAUGUUGAUUUUGCGCCUUUCGGUCCUCGCGGGGUGUUUCAGGCUUCAGCAGUGUUGUUUUUUGCUUAUGUUGGGUUUGGUGCUGUGUCGACGAUGGCAGAGGAGACGAAGAACCCGACGAGGGAUAUUCCAGUUGGGCUUGUGGGAUCGAUGGUGAUUACUACCAUUGUGUAUUGCUUGUUGGCUGUUACUCUUUGCCUUAUGCAACCGUAUGCCUCGAUUGAUGCUAAUGCUCCGUUUUCCGUGGCGUUCCAAGCUGUUGGGUGGGAUUGGGCUAAAUAUAUCGUUGCCGCCGGUGCACUCAAAGGUAUGACAUCAGUGUUGCUGGUCGGAGCUGUGGGUCAGGCUCGCUAUCUGACCCACAUAGCUCGAACCCACAUGAUGCCACCAUGGUUUGCCCUAGUGGAUGCCAAAACCGGCACACCCAUAAACGCCACAGUAAGCAUGCUGGCCGCCACAGCAGUUAUCGCCUUCUUCACCGACCUCGGCAUCAUCUCAAACCUCCUCUCAAUCUCCACCCUCUUCAUCUUCAUGCUAGUCGCCCUCGCACUCCUUGUCCGCCGCUACUACGUGGCUGGUGUCACUACACCAGCCGAUCGCAUCAAGCUCAUCGUCUGCCUCCUCCUCAUCCUCGCCUCUUCGAUCGCCACUUCAGUUUACUGGGCACUCUCCCAAAAGGGUUGGAUAGGAUACUGCAUUACAGUUCCCGUUUGGGUUUUCGCCACAAUUGGGCUUAGGGUUUUUGUUCCCAUGGCAAGGCAAGCCAAGCUUUGGGGAGUCCCAUUGGUACCAUGGUUGCCUUCUGCAUCGAUUGCGAUCAAUAUAUUUCUUCUUGGGUUGAUUGACAAGGACUCGUUUAUCAGGUUUGCGGUCUGGACUGUUUUUUUGUUGGCAUAUUAUUUCUUGUUUGGAUUGCAUGCUUCGUAUGAUACGGCGAAGAAGUAUGAAGGGGGGGAUUGGAGGAAGGUUGAGGAGGGGAACAAGGAUGGUGGUUUUGUGGAUAAUCAAAGUUCUGAAGCGGUUCGUCCUGUUAGUAGCUUACAAAUGGUAGAAUAGUUUGUUUGGGAGUUUCAUGUAUUGAAUGUUAUAUGCAAAGCAAAAGUGGGAGUUUGAUGUAUUGUGUUACGUGACUGUUAUUUUAUUGUUUUUCAAAAUAAUAUUUUAAUUUAGGUUGUUAUCCUUGCAGUAAGUAAUCCUAGUUUUUAGUGAUAAUUGUUAGUAGUUGGUUUGACCUGGUUUCAAGGAAAGUAGUGGGUCUAACUUCUUUUCCUAAUUUCAUGGUUGUGAACGUUGAGGCUGCCAAUAUAAGAGUAGCUAGUCAUGAAUAAAAAGAGGUGGUCAUUUUUACUGUUAAACACUUGUGUUAAUUGGAGGCGAGGGUUCCUCAGUCAACCCAAAAUAUUGUAUUGCUUGUCUUUUUUUUAACUCUGUUACAAUAGGUUCCAAGAAACAAAAACAGGG